Molecule: messenger RNA, 4715 nt
Organism: Gymnodraco acuticeps
Lineage: Eukaryota; Metazoa; Chordata; Actinopteri; Perciformes; Bathydraconidae
Product: macrophage mannose receptor 1-like
Exons: 31
Coding region: 31-4326 (1431 amino acids)
Molecular function (GO): signaling receptor activity
Source: RefSeq, a predicted model, not a curated record
CAUAAGUCCUCUGCUUGCAAUGCGUGGACAAUGUCUGCGGCUCUGAGACUUAUCAGGAGAAUGACGACCCGGAGGAUAACGCUAGCAGCCUUUUUGCUUUUCAUCACAACAUCUCAAUGUUCAAUGAGAAAUGAUUCCCCAUUUGCACUCACUAACAAAGCCACUGCUUCGUGUUUGGUGAAAAGAUCAGUCCGCUGCCUUGAAGUGCGCUGGACGACUGGUGAUCGUCUUUUUGUUACCUCAAGCAAAAAGUGCCUUGGUGCUCAGGGCAAAAGUGUGGGGAGUGAAGUGAGCCUCUACGAUUGUAACAACAGUGACCUACAAAAGUGGGAAUGCAAGAAUGAAACACUGCUUGCCCUCAAAGGCCAAUCGCUCUACAUUGAAGUCAAACCGGAUGAUUCAAUUGCUCUCUCCAGAACUGUCGGGCCCAAUAACAAGCUCACCAUCACAGGGACAGCCAGCGGUGCUUGUUCAAGAACAUACAGAGAACUUUACACCCUUGAAGGCAAUGCGUUUGGGAAGGUCUGCAUGUUUCCCUUCAUGUACAAAGACCGGUGGUUUGGAGACUGCACUACAUACGACUCCUCGGUAAAGCGUCAAUGGUGUGCAGUUGAAACAAAAUAUGAACAUGAACGGUGGGGAUACUGCCCUACUAAUUCCAAUGAACACUGGGCGAAGAACAUUGUCACAGGAGCGUUUUACCAGAUCAACACACAGUCGGUUCUGACUUGGGCCCAGGCUGAUGCCAGCUGCAAACAGCAGGCGGCCAACCUGCUCAGCAUCACAGACCCUCACGAGCAGGCGUUUGUCUCAGCACUAAUGGGAUCAGGGAAACUUCAACUGUGGAUCGGGCUGGUCCUUGACCAAGAUCAUGGCUGGCAAUGGACGGAUUCGAAGCCCUUCUGUUAUCUGCGAUGGACUGCAGGUAAUCCACUUCCUAAUCCUGGACACAACUGUGCAUUUCUUGACUCUGCUGGGCAGCACACCUGGCAAAGUUCAUCCUGCGGCAAGAAACUGAGCUACGUCUGCUACAAACCCGGGGUCCCUCCAACUCCUCCACAAAUUGAGCAAGGAUCUUGUCCAGACCCUUGGAUUCCCUACAAUGGACACUGUUUCCACCUUAAGCGGACAGCUCUAAUGUGGACUGAUGCUCAGAUAGAUUGUCGUAAUGAAGGAGGGGAUCUAGUGAGCAUCCGCAACGUGGAGGACCAAAGCUUUAUCAUCUCGCAACUUGGAUAUGCACCCACUGAUGAGCUUUGGAUUGGGCUGAACGACAGGACGACAGAGGGGCUGUUUGAAUGGAGCGACCACUCCACUGUCAGUUACACCAGCUGGGAGUUUGGGAAACCUACUGUUUCCGCACAUACAGUCAACUGCGUUCUGAUGAAGGGAGAUAAUGCUAACUGGGCGGAUAACUAUUGUGGAGAUAAACAUGGUUUUAUCUGUAUGAAGCAAAGCUCCUCAGAAACCAGCCCGGUAAAAGUAGAUGUGGACAUUGGCUGCGAAGCUGGUUGGAAAAGACAUGGGUCCUAUUGCUACUUCAUAGGAACGGAGACAAAGACGUUUGAUGAAGCGAAAGAUGCCUGCACGACCUCAAGCUCCUACUUAGCUGAUGUUUCCAAUGGAGUGGAUAAUGCCUACCUCGUCAGUUUGGUUGGGUUGAGGCCAGAGAAAUACUUCUGGCUCGGCCUCUCAAACCAGAAAAACAUUGAUCAAUUUGUGUGGACCAACUCAGACACGGUGAAGUUUACUCACUGGAACGCUCAAAUGCCAGGUUACGAAAAAGGCUGUGUUGCCAUCACAACUGGGAUAUUGUCUGGACUCUGGGAUAUGCUGCCCUGCACCAAUACGGAGAAAUACAUCUGCAAACAUCUGGCACAGGGGGCAGUUUUAACCCCUGUGCCACCCACUCAAAGACCUCCUGAGUGUGAGGAGGGUUGGAAUCGAAUUGGAACAAGAAACUUCUGUUCAAAGUUUUUCACAGGGCCUCGUGCAAAUGAGAAGACCUGGUUUGAGGCCAGGGAUUAUUGCAAGGCCAUUGGAGGAGACCUGCUCAGCAUCCACAGCUCAGCUGAGCUGGUUGUGGCACGACACGGAAAAGCCUGGAUUGGACUUCGUAUUCCUGACCCUGUCUCUGGUUUUACAUGGACUGAUGGAUCACCGGUAAACUUCCUACACUGGCAGGAAGGAGAGCCCAAUAAUCACAACAAUGAUGAAUCUUGUGCUGAGUUCAGGAUUCACAACUGGGAUGAGUCCGGGUCUUGGAACGAUGUGAACUGUGAAUUGUUCAAUGACUGGCUGUGUCAGAUCCGCGCAGGAGUGACACCAAAGCCACCUCCAAAUAAUACUGUGGUGGCAUUUAACACGACAUCUGACGGCUGGCUUGUGUGGAGAGGGAGUCAGUAUUAUGUGAACGGAAUGGUAAUGUCCAUGGAGGACGCUCGUCUCUUCUGUCAGCAGAGGCAUGGGGACUUGGUGUCCAUCAACAGCAAAGACGAAAAUGUCUUCCUAUGGAAACAGAUUUCCAGAAGCUAUGGGUCCUAUUAUAUAGGUUUGUCAGUCGAUCUUGAUAGGUCAUUUUGGUGGAUGGAUAAUUCUCCAGUGGGGUAUCAAAGAUGGGAUGAAAAUCAACCAAAUGAUAAUUCCUUUGAUGAGAGCUGUGUUACUAUGACUUAUUACAUGGGCUUCUGGCGUACUGUUAAUUGUGGCCAGGAGCAACGAUCCAUCUGUAAACGAGGAGGCUCUCCACCCGUCAACAGCACUGCUGCCCCCAAAGUCCCUCCUAAAGGUGGCUGUCCACUCAAAUGGACCAAAUUUGACUCAAAGUGUUACAGUAUUAUUAGCAGUCGAGUGGCCACCUGGGAGGAAGCAAGGAGACAGUGCAUUACCAUGAGAGGCAAUUUAGCGUCAAUUUCCACAAGACGUGUGCAAGCAUUUUUGACUACUAAAAUGGCUGAAAUAUCAACUACAGACCUGUGGAUUGGUUUAAAUGGUUUGAAACAAGACGGGUUUUUCUGGACUGAUGGCAAAACAAGGCUAUACACCAACUGGGGCUAUUCUAAACAACGACGUCGUCCGGGGACCUUUUAUAAAAGAUGGGAUGAGCAGGAACAAUGUGUUAUGAUGACAAGGAGUCCUGAUCUUGGUACCGGGAAAUGGCUUAUCAAGGGCUGCAAUGACACCAAUGGAUUUGUCUGUCUUCAAAAUCUUGACCCACAUAUCCCGCCCCAACCAGAACCAGACAUUUCUAACAUCUAUGUACAUCUGGGAAAUGACAGCAUCAGAGUUGUGACUAACAAUCUGACCUGGGAGAAUGCAAAGAAGCUAUGUGAAAAUGAAAAAGCAAACCUGGCUAGCCUGCGAAACGAGUGGACGCAGGCCCACGUGGAGCUGCAGGCUAUGCACCUCAAAGCCCCUCUUUGGAUUGGACUGAACAAGAAUCAGACACAAGGGUAUUUUAGGUAUAUUGAUGGCUGGCACCUGAAUAAUGCAGGCUGGGCUGCAGGGGAACCAAGCAGGAACAGGCCGUGUGUGUUCCUUAAUGUGGAUGGAAAAUGGGAGACUGCUUUCUGCAACCAGACCAUGAACAGUGUUUGCAUGAAGUCUUCAGAUUUGCCACCAACAGAGUCAACCAACUUCCCAGGGAUUUGCCCUGACGAGACGAAUGAGGAGUACCACCAGAGUUUUACCUGGCUGCCAUACAAGGGUCAUUGUUAUUUGUUUAUAACAGAGGAAAUUGAAUGGGCAGAUGCAGCUAGCAGCUGUGUCAGGCAUGGUGGAAUCCUGGCUAGUAUCGAAGAUCCAGAUGAGCAACAAUUCAUUCAAAACAAUGUGAAAAUGUUUCAAGAUAGCCACACCGCUUUCUGGAUCGGCUUGUAUAAAACUCAUAAAGGAACAUGGAUGUGGUUGGAUACAACUGUGAUGGACUACACUAACUGGGCUGCAGACGACACUGAUAAUGACUACGCAGAGAUGGCCACCUCGGACGGGGCUUGGAAGACGGGGCGCAGAUGGCACGACAGAUCAUACGUCUGCGAAACACCCAAAGUGAUGCCUUCAGAUCCAGGAGGAAAACCUGAACCCCUGAAAAAGGAUCCUCACAGUCGUGUCCACACCAGUUUGAUAGUCGUGCUGAUAAUUACCGUCACUUCUACGCUGAUAGCCUUUGGAUUUUUCGUCUACAAGAAGGCUCCCCGUCCCACCUUACCCACCUUUGACAAUCCGCUCUACUUCGACAGAGAACGAUCCCAACCUGAUGUGGUCGAUACCAAUAAACUGAUAGAGAAUGCAGAAGAGGAAAACCCUGAGCCUAUUAUAGCUCUGUGAUUUAUAAAGUAGUAAAAUCUAGUGAGACACUGAAUCCCAGGCUCAUGUAUUACACGGUGAUGCUUUGUUUGUUUGUUUUUGCUUUGUUUUGUUUUUUACAAUAUUCAGUGUAUAUUCAGUUAUUUAACAAUAAGUCACUAAGUGUGAGUUUCAAUGGAGUUGGCUAUGUCUGACCUCCUGGAACAGAACAGUUUAGGCUCUAGGAUGUCUCAAUGGGAAUGAUUGUUUUUUGAUUUUGUCUUUUUAUCUGAUUAAAUGUACAUAAUAUAAUUGUUACAUGUUAUGCUUAUGCUCAUUAGAUGCUGUAGAUUGCUUGUGCUCUUAAUAUGAAAAUAAAUCUCACUGCCUGUCACUGUUAAAUAAACAAUAAACUUGGUACUACAUGGUAA